Cucumis sativus (cucumber) is the source of this 2506-nucleotide messenger RNA. RefSeq lists its product as uncharacterized. NCBI's taxonomy places the organism in Eukaryota, Viridiplantae, Streptophyta, Magnoliopsida, Cucurbitales, Cucurbitaceae. Bases 479 to 2119 code for a protein of 546 amino acids. The transcript has 3 exons. The record is from RefSeq and is a predicted model, not a curated record.
UCCUAUCAGUCUCUUGAUUGGGAUAUCACAAAAUGGAAGAAUCUAGAGACAAAAAUUGUGUAUGGUCAGUCAUCAGUGGUGACAGCACUGACAGGUCGUUGAACGCACAACUUCUUUGUUUGAAAGCAGAUAUUUGAGGGUGUUCUCUAGCAUCCUUCUGAUGGAAUGUAGGAAGCUAAGAAAUUUUAGCUUUGUUAGUGGCUAUUUCAAGAACCAAGUUCAAUUGAUUUUUUUGGCAAAUAUUAAAUUUAGCUACCUAGCAUGUAUAAGGUGGCUAUUGAAACUAGAGAGGAACUCGAGUUCAAUUGACGGGAAAUUAUUCCUGAAUGUGCUGAUUUCCUAGUGAGAAUUUCUAAUCGAGGAGAUAAUGGCACAUGCUUUAGCAAACCUUGUGGCUCCUUCGUUCACAUUAUGUGCAAUGAUUGUUCUGCUUCUUUUAAGCCGUGUCUGAAGUUAUUUGCAUAUUCUGCAUUUACCCAUGGGGGAGGACGAUAAGCAGGAUAGACAAAAGAUGGCAAAUCUUCAUCUAAGAUCAGAAAUGAUUAGUAUGGGACAUCCACCUAUGGCAAACCAGCCUCAUGUAAUCAAUCAGUCUCAAGUUAUGAACCAGCCUCAGUCUCAAGUUAUGAACCAGCCACAGGUGAUUAAUCAACCUCAAUUUCUGAACCAAAGCCUAAUGAACCAUUCUCAGAUAAUGUCUCAGUCACAGGCCAUCAACCAGGCAAAUCUUCUGGCUCAACCUCAGGCCAUGCAGCAAUCCCAGAUGAUCAUGAAUCAUUCUCUGCCACCUAUGAUGAGUGGCAACUAUAAGGUGUGGGCACAUCCACAAGCCCCUUUGGAUCCCAACAAGAAGUACCGCAACUUCCCAAAACCUAGCUAUGGAAAUAUGAAGCAAUCAAGAUCGGGUCGAGGCAAUUGGAAGGGAAAAGGCGUUGGUGACAAAAGGAUAAACAAUAGGAGAAUGGAAAAACCUUUAUUGGGUUCCAUAAGUGGUCCAAAUAAUGCUGCAGGUUAUCAACCUCCAAGUCUUCAUGAGCUGCAGUCUCAAAAUCGUUUAAGGGCUAGAAAGUUUUACUCUAAAAAGAAGUUUGGCAAUAGGUUUGCACCUUAUGCACCUCGGAAUACCACUUCUUUUUUAAUUCGUGCAAAGAAGUCUGGUGGGAUCGCUUCACUUGUGUCUCCUAGUCCUGUAACACCCGCUGUGCUUCCUACUCCAAUGUUUUCACCUUCAAGGGAGGCGUUGGGUGAUAUGGCCAAGGAGGAAUGGGGUGUUGAUGGUUAUGGAUCAAUGAAAGGGUUGAUAAGGCUACGGGGGUCUGAGAAUAAGGUGGAAGUGCAGGAUGAGGAAGAAGAGGAAGUUGGUGGUGGUUCGAGUGAUAGUGAUGUAGAGGAACACUUGGAGGUAGAGCGCAGAUUGGACCAUGACUUGAGCCGAUUUGAAAUGAUAUACCAGAACUAUGGAGUAGAGUAUAAUAACUGUUUGGAAAAUAGGGUCGAUGAUCAGGAUAGCCAUAUAGCUCAGUUGGAGGAGGAGAACUUGACACUGAAGGAGAGACUUUUUCUUAUGGAGAGAGAGCUUGUUGACUUGAGGAGGAAGUUGCAACUUCUCGAGGGGCAAAACCCAGCUAUUGAUGAUGUGAAUGAGGAAGUAGUGGAGAAUGUAUCUGAGAAUGAGAGUGAUGGAGGGUUGGAGAUGGAGUAUGUAUCCGAAAUUAGACGACACCAAGAUGUUGAUGUUGAUUCUAAAGAGGAAGAUGAAGAAGUCUUAGAGAUUGAGGGUGGGGAAAAAUGUGCGGGUGAAGAUUUCAAGAGAGGGAAAGUGGUUGAAGAGAAAUACAUAGUGAAUGAUGAAAUGGUGAAGGAAUCAAAUGAACAGAUUCCAGAACACUGUGUGACAAAAGAUGAAGAAUUUAAGGGUGAACUUAUUUCGAGGAAGGUAAAUGAAUGUGACAAUAUGAAUGAAAACUUGGGUAAUAUUCUGCACACGGAUUCAGGGGUUGGAAGUGUAGCCAUGGCCAAUGAUGAAGCAGAACAGAACAGAGUUGUACCUGUAAAAAUAGCUUUAGAUGUAAAGGAAGGAUGUGAAGAAACAAGGGAGGAUUCUGUAUCAGGAAACUGACUGUUUGUAAGGAUAUGGCUCCAUCGAGAGAAGUGCUUGCAUAAGCGAUUAAUUUUGUGUUAAUGUAACCCACUUCUCUGAUGAGGCAUUUUCUUGGAAUUUUAUCGUCACUGCUGCAGUAUUCCUGAUCAAUAUUUUCUUUAGAAUCUCUCUAGUUGGAAACGGCUGAUGUUUCUUGAUCAAUUCAGCUUCUUGUUUCACUUAACUCUCAAGGCUUUUGUGUUAGAUUCUAGGUUCUAUAUUUUAAAUUCUUUUUUCUUUUUUGUCUUUCUUGUGUAAUAUACUCCGUGGUUAAUAUGAUCGUACAGCCUGCAAAAGAUGCUUGUUUGGGUUUUAUCCCUCUUACGUCUAUCCCUUUAUCAAAGAAUCAGUGUGGUUUUGGGGCUA